Penicillium atrosanguineum is the source of this 3453-nucleotide messenger RNA. RefSeq names its product putative ubiquitin conjugating enzyme. Gene Ontology annotation, molecular function: NAD+ poly-ADP-ribosyltransferase activity. Bases 1 to 3453 code for a protein of 1150 amino acids. The record is from RefSeq and is a predicted model, not a curated record. The transcript is spliced from 3 exons. Lineage: Eukaryota; Fungi; Ascomycota; Eurotiomycetes; Eurotiales; Aspergillaceae.
AUGGGAAAACCGGACUUUCUGAGAGACCUCGGCCAGGUCAAGGCAGCAGGUAAAUUCAAAUACCUGAGCAAAGUCAAGGCUGGCGAUAGUGAUGGUUCGAUCUGUUUCACUUUCACGUGUCCGGAUGCGCCAACUUCUAUUGAAUACCAAGCUAUCACUGAGCCUCAAGACUACCCCCAAAGCCACCAAUACUUCGUGUACUCUACAUCUGAUCCUUCGCCCGCAGUCAUCGAGGCUGUUGAGAAUGCCGUCAUGAAUCUCUCUUGCAUUUCAAUUCAAGAUCUUCUGACUGCCAUCGAAAGCACAAUUCAUGCGGCGCUCAAUGGCUCAAAGUUGCAGCCACACGAGCGAUAUCCGGAUGAUGACCGAAAUACCAUCGAUGAUUCUGAUGGAAGUCUUGAUGAAUUUGAUGACUCUGGUGAAUUCGAUUACGACGAGCAUGCUUUCUACGAUAGCGAUGUUUCUCCUCUCCCCUACCAAGCUCCAUCUUUGCUGCGCCAGAAGAUCCGUGAGGAUCUGCGAGCCGUCAAGAACACCGGUUUCAAGGUCGGAUACGUCGGAGAAGUCUCUGAAAGCAGCUUCAUUGUUUCAGUGGCCAGCCGCCUCAAUAGACUUGGGAUUCCCGAAGAAGUUAUGGAUGUUUGGAAAGUGUGUCCCAAAGACUACCUCGUUCUUCUAAUUCGCUACCCGCGAGGGUACGUGAACAUGGAGGACCUUUUUGAACGGGGAGACCCAAACUCUUCACUUAUUCAAAUGCACCUUGGACUCUGUGACUCCUACAAGCCAUCGACCACGGCAGCUCUGAUGGCAUUUCAGGGCAGCACCCCGACCGAAAAGGAUGGUCCACACCCACAAGAGACUGAAAGGAACAGACUCAGGCCCUUUUUCAUCGGCUGCCAGCUCAAUCGACUUAUGAGCGAGCGUUUCAUGGGCAUUGUGAGACUUCGCCUCAGAUGGGGGCUUUUCUGGACAGGUGCAGAAAACCUUUUUCAGGCCAGCCAGGGAAAGGCCCUGGAUGACAAGGAAGCAAGUUCAGAGGAAUAUAUCACACCGGAUGAAUGGGAAACUUCGCCUCCACCUUUGCUAAUGACUGAUCACAUGGCUGAUGAGGGCUUUGUUUUGUCGAGAAUGUCAUUCCCCUUACUCGCAAUGCAAUUCACCCUUCGUCACUUUGUCAGAUGCACAGAAUUCUGCCUCGUUUGCUUCUGCAAGAAAUACGACGAUUUUGAGGCAAUGAAGCCCUACGUCUGCUCCAAUGGACUUUGUCUCUACCAAUACAUCACUUACGGUUUGGGCCCAAGUUUGGAAUAUGAAGUCAAAUCUCAGUCAAGUGUCGUCGACAUGCUGGUCUCUUUGGCUUUUAUCAGAGCAAAGACCGGGAAGCUUGAAGAUUUUCCUACAGGGCUUGGAAUGCGAAUUCCAAACACACAGACAACUUACGCGGAUGAGCUUCGAAGUGACCCCUCCACAGACAACUGGCUUACAAACUAUCACACUGGGACAAUGAAUACACAGAGAAUGUUUAGUUCCAACAAGGACAUACCCAGAAUUAUCAUGGAGCUUUCUCGAAAAGGCGAGCCUCGGCUUAUCGAAGGACAAUGGAUCGCCUUUGUCGGCCCCGAGGGGGAAAGUGAUCUUGCACAUGGCCCUUCAUGGCAUUGCAGAGUCCAAAAUGUCGGAUUUAACUAUGUUGAGCUCUCGUUUCCGCUCCGCUGGAGCAAACAGAUGACAGAGCCAGAGCUGAAGCAAGCAACCAGCAACUGGAGAGGGAGCCGGAAAGUGCACUACGCGAUUUACGACACAGAUUUUGACGACUUGACCAAAGAGAGAAAACAAAAAAGUAUAGUCAUGCUUUUGGGCACACUUCCUGGAAUCGACGAGAUGAUCAAGUAUUUGACAAGCCAAGGGCCAGAUGCAACUCUCUCAUCCUGGCACGACAGAAUACAGCCCGCCGCCUUAGAUCUGUUGCGAUGGAUUGUUGCUUCAAAUCGAUCAUGUAUCAUCCAGGAUAACAGCAACCCUGAGCACUUGGUCAGUGACAUGAAAGACUAUGUCCAAUUUCGCCUAGUUCAGGGUGCCCCCGAUAAAGAACAACGUUUCAUCACAGCGAUCAACGAGAACUCAAGACCUCAGUACCCAACAAUCUUCGCAUGGCAUGGCAGUCCACUGUAUAACUGGCAUAGCAUUCUGCGGGAAGGACUUCAUUUCAAAGACACGGCACACGGACGUGCCUACGGACACGGCGUUUAUAUGUCUCCGCAUUUCCAAACAUCAUUGAGCUACGUGGGUGCACAUCAGUCGUAUUUCAUGUGGCCUCAAAGCAACCUCGUCUUGUCAUCUAUCAUAUCUCUGAACGAGAUUGUUAAUGCCCCGACUGAAUUCUUGCACACCCAACCACAUUAUGUUGUGACGCAACUCGACUGGAUCCAGCCCAGAUAUCUUUUCGUUGGGAUCAAGGGGAUCAAUGAUGCAAAGACGUCUUCAAGCCCUUCCCUCCUUUGGGAUAAUGAUGUGAAGAAGGGAGAAUCUCCGACUUCUGUCACGUUUUACGCACAGGACCCUCAACACACUGCCUCUGGGCCAUCGGGGGCAGCCAUCAAAAUUCCGAUUUCGGCAAUCAGCGCUAGGAGACGAGAAAAGCUUGCGUUGAAAGGAGGCGCCCGAAAAAGGACCACCUCGAAGAAGGAGGGAAAGAAGAAGACCAGUAAAUCGAUGUCUUCUCUCCAAUCAAGCACCGAUGCUAGUGACGAGCUUCAAAGUGUGGCUACGGACAUCGAGGAUCUCGAAAUCCUUUUUUCGGAUUCGGACAUUGAAACGAUCGACGUACCUCGUAAGAAGACAUGCUGGAAGAAGGCCACUAAAUACUUCACUCCUCCUAAAGAAACAGUGAAGGGGAAGGAGGCCAUCAAACAUGUCCCCCCGCCACCGACUUCAUCCCAGGCCGUCGAGGUCCAGCAAAAAGAGCGCCUGCAUGAGCUCGGCUGGUUUGUGGACCCCGGCUUGACAUCUGGAAACCUCUACCAGUGGAUCGUGGAGCUCCACAGCUUCGAGAAGGAACUUCCUCUCGCCAAAGAUCUCAAGGCUGCAAAGCUCACAAGUGUCGUUCUUGAGCUUCGCUUCCCACCCAACUACCCGAUGGACCCUCCCUUCGUCCGCGUGAUUCGACCUCUCUUCCUGGAAUUCCAAGCCGGUGGCGGCGGUCACAUCACCCUGGGAGGUGCCAUGUGCAUGGAGCUCUUGACCAGCACUGGCUGGUCGGCCGUCACCUGCAUAGAGAGUCUUCUUCUACAGGUCCGUCUUGCUAUCACCAGCACGGACCCACGGCCUGCUCGUCUCUCUCAGCGCCACGGAACCCAAGAUUACACCGUGGGCGAAGCCGUCGAGUCCUACAAGCGCGCUUGCAUCAUGCACGGGUGGAAGGUUCCCCAGGAUUUGGAGCUGAUGCGCUGGUGA